Molecule: messenger RNA, 349 nt
Organism: Notothenia coriiceps (black rockcod)
Lineage: Eukaryota; Metazoa; Chordata; Actinopteri; Perciformes; Nototheniidae
Product: deoxyribonuclease-1-like 1
Exons: 3
Coding region: 8-340 (110 amino acids)
Biological process (GO): DNA catabolic process
Cellular component (GO): nucleus
Molecular function (GO): deoxyribonuclease I activity; DNA binding
Source: RefSeq, a predicted model, not a curated record
CUGUGCCAUGAAGUCCUCCUCCCUCCUCCUCCUCUCCUUCCUCCUGGGUGUUUGUGGUGUUCAGGGGGCUUCAAGUUUUAAAAUCUGUGCCUUUAACCUCCAUCACUUUGGGGAAUCCAAGGUCAAGAAGAGCAAUGUUGUGCAUACUCUGGCCAGGAUCAUCACCCGCUGCGACGUGUGUUUGCUGCAGGAAGUGAGAGACAUGAAAGGGAAAGCGGUACCACAGCUGCUCGACCGCCUCAACAGGUACGACCCUGACCAUGAGUAUGCCUCUGUGGCCAGCGAGCGGCUGGGCAGGUCCUCCUCGUACCAGGAGCAGUACGUGUUCGUCUACAGGUGAGCGGACAUG